Messenger RNA from Podospora anserina S mat+, 1785 nucleotides. RefSeq lists its product as uncharacterized. NCBI's taxonomy places the organism in Eukaryota, Fungi, Ascomycota, Sordariomycetes, Sordariales, Podosporaceae. The transcript has 3 exons. Bases 1 to 1785 code for a protein of 594 amino acids. Gene Ontology annotation, biological process: lipid metabolic process. The record is from RefSeq and is a predicted model, not a curated record.
AUGGGCUUCUUUACGCGCUCCAAGAAAGCGAAGAAGGACACCCCAAAGCCCCCAUCUAAACAUCAGUCCAGUCGAGCCUCUGGUCAACGCCAAUUACCUCCCCCUCCUCCAUCAGCAACACCGGCCUCACCACACUUGCAACAUGGCCGGCCAUACAUUCCAUCAUCUCCUCAAUUCCAGCCCGCUGGCUUGCUCCCUCCACCUUCUGGCUGGGAACCUUAUCAGCUACCAUACCCAUCCCCUCCCAUCAUUGUGAAUCAACAUCACUAUUAUCUUGGUCCGCCACCGCCAUUACCACCUCGCGACGACCAUUCAUCCCGAUCUCAACCAAGUGGUAGUAAUCACAAGCUCAACCUCGACUCGGCUGUCGAUUUGGCAAAGAACCUCUGCCAAGAGGCUGGGAUCACCAGGAUGUUUGACAGUGCUCUUUCACAAUCUCCAUUAUCUAGCUACGGGGCUGAGCUGGUUGACCAGAGCAAUGCCCUCUUGAACCAAGUUUCCAACCAGUUCAAUGAUGUCUUGACCAUGAUUGAUCGAGACCAUUACUCGAGCCACGAAAAGGAGAUUCUCGCUUGGCAGCCACAGCAACCACCUCAAUCGCAGGAGCUUGUACGGGUUUCAGACUCCUCGCUGAGCGAGAAGAGCAUGCACAAACCACCCAAAAGAAGUCACAAAAGGGAUCACCCCAAGGGACAGACAACAGCGGCAGCAACAGUUGUCUCGGGAAGCAUUUUCUCCAAGGUGGAACUGUAUGCGAACUCGAGGCUGCCUAUGAACCUGCAGCCUCUCAAGUUGUAUGUCUCCUUUUUCGCUUUGGCCCCUGAGGGCGCCGAGAGCGAUGCCCACGUCGAUGCGGAUUGGCGAGCUGGUACAAAAGCCAUGGUCAUCAAGUCAAUGCCGAUGGAUUACAUGAACACAAUUGUCUUUUCCAUUCGUGGUACGGCAACGUUUAUGGAUUGGACGGUCAAUCUUAAGACCGAUCCAGCGUCUCCAUCUGGCUUUUUGGAUGACCCUCACAACCUUUGCCACUCCGGCUUCCUUUCGGUCGCUCGCAAGAUGGUGAUUCCUGUCGCCCGCCGCCUCCGGCAGCUGCUUGAGGAGGACCCAAACCGUGCUUCUUACUCGCUCUUGAUCACGGGUCACAGCGCAGGAGGAGCUGUCGCUUCCCUCCUCUACAUGCACAUGUUGUCCACUUCCAAGGCGGCAGAGAGCGAGUUGAACAUCGUCGCCGGGUUCUUCAAGCGCAUUCACUGCAUCACCUUUGGGACACCGCCGAUCAGCCUUCGACCGCUCACCAAGCCCGAGGACUACGAGCGUCGCCCUCAGCUCAGAAAGAGCUUGUUUCUCAGCUUUGUCAACGAAGGUGACCCGGUGGCGAGAGCAGACACGGCCUAUGUCAAGAGUUUAUUGGAGCUUUUCGUUGCCCCUGCGCCGCCUGCCAUCAUCAGCUCGCGAGAUGCUGCGAAUAAGAAGGUCCGCACGAAAGAGAAGGCUCCCAGCAAGAGCUCGAAAUCCUCUUCUGGUCCGAUCUGGAAGGUGCCGCCCAACAGACUGAGCAGUGCCGGCCGAAUUGUGGUGUUGAGGUCGGGGGAUCCAAAAGCCAGGUCAAAGGGAAAGAAAAAGACGGUAGAGGAGCGCCUGAACGAGGGUGUGGUUGCUCAAAUCACGUCUGAUGAGCAACUACGGGGUGUAAUCUGGGGUGAUCCUGUCGCUCACGUCAUGAGACUGUAUGCUGGCAGGAUCGAGACGCUUGCUGUCGGUGCUGUCACCGGGCGAGGAUACUGA